Myotis davidii is the source of this 3630-nucleotide messenger RNA. RefSeq names its product Hermansky-Pudlak syndrome 1 (gene HPS1). The transcript has 19 exons. Bases 949 to 3072 code for a protein of 707 amino acids. Gene Ontology annotation, molecular function: guanyl-nucleotide exchange factor activity. Gene Ontology annotation, biological process: melanosome assembly; vesicle-mediated transport. The record is from RefSeq and is a predicted model, not a curated record. Gene Ontology annotation, cellular component: BLOC-3 complex. NCBI's taxonomy places the organism in Eukaryota, Metazoa, Chordata, Mammalia, Chiroptera, Vespertilionidae.
AGAGCUCCACGGAGUCCCGAGUUCCCUCCUGAGCGCAGGGGAGAGAGAACAGGGCCUCCGACCAGCCGUUUGGAAUAACAAAAGUAGAACCCAAUGUUCCCUAGGAAACACUCCCAUUUUCCUGGGAAUGUGGCCUUAAGCCCAGGCACCCGGUCCUGUAGCGAGGCUCAGUUCUGUAGCGAAAAAUGCUGAGCCCUAAAAGCCCUUCCCCGCCUCAUCCUAAUUGAGCUAAAGCUUUCUAUUACUCCCGCCUUUUAUCAUCAGAAUAUGAAGGACCUACAGCCAGUUUAGUUCACCCCGUUGUUUGAUGAAGGGCACCUGGGAAAUAAGAAUAAAGACCCCUUCCCCACACACCUCUGUGUCAGGGCCCUCCUGCCAGGUGACCCCGACUUCUCGCUAUAACCUCGUAGACAAGUGCAGCGGGGAUUUCUCCCUUUCCCAGCCGAGUCUGAGGCUCAGGGAGGUUUAAGGGCCUUGGCAAAGCCAAAACUAGAACCAGGGGUCAGGUUCCUUUUUCCUGGGACUAGAGUGGGUUUGCUGACCACACCGUGGCUCUGCAUGACCCACAGGGAAGUGAGAGUGCUUGGAGGGAAACAGUAGGUGGGAAUUCGUGUUUGUGGGGCACCUGCUAUGUCCUGUUUCAGUUGUUCAUGGGUAGGGGUGGAGGGGUACAGGGCACUCAGACACCUGGCUGUGGGGAAAACGUGCUGAGCAGACUGCCUCCGAGCCAGAGCAAGAGCUGUGGCCACGCAGUCGGUCCUUCGCCACCUUGUCCACUCCCAGGAGCUGGCACAGUCCGAACUGCUUGCCCUCCUGACCUCUCUGUUUUAAGCAUUUUCAGGACCCGGAAUGCUAUGCUGCUUUCCAUGAGCCGGUCACGGAGUCUGUGCACUGCAGCCCUUUCUGAGCCGCUGACUGUCGGGAAGCUCCGCUGUGCUCCUUACCAAGAUGAAGUGCGUCUUGGUGGCCACAGAGGGAGCAGAGGUCCUCUUUUACUGGACAGAUGAGGAGUUUGAAGAGAGCCUGCGGCUGAAGUUUGGGCAGUCGGAGUAUGAGGGAGAAGAGCUUCCUGCCCUGGAGGACCAGCUCAGCACCCUCCUGGCCCCAGUCAUCAUCUCCUCCAUGACAAUGCUGGAGAAGCUCUCAGACACGUACACCUGCUUCUCCACAGAAAAUGGCAGCUACCUCUACGUCCUUCACCUGUUCGGAGAAUGCCUGUUCAUCGCCAUCAACGGCGACGGCACGGAGACCGAGGGGGACCUGCGGCAGAAGCUGCGUGUGCUCAAGUUCCUGUUCGAGGUGCACUUCGGGCUGGUCACCGUGGACGGCCAGCUCAUCCGGAAGGAGCUGCGGCCCCCCGACACGGAGCAGCGCGUCCAGGUGUGGGAGCACUUCCAGAGCCUGCUGCGGACCCACGGCCGCCUGCGCGAGCGGGAGCAGAGCUUCGCUGUGGAGGCCGUGGAGCGGCUCAUCCACCCUCAGCUCUGUGAGCUGUGCAUCGAGGCGCUGGAGCGGCACGUCGUCCAGGCCGUGAACUCCAGCCCCGCGCGGGCCGGCGAGGAGGCCCUGCACGCCUUCCUGCUCGUGCACUCCAAGCUGCUGGCUUUCUACUCCAGCCACAGUGCCAGCUCCCUACGCCCAGCCGACCUGCUGGCCCUCAUCCUGCUGGUCCAUGACCUCUACCCCAGCGAGAGCACUGCGGAGGAGGACGACGAUGACGACACUCAGCCUUCCCCACGGAGGCUGCAGAGCAGCCAGAACAUCCCCGUGCAGCAGGCCUGGCGCCCUCGUUCCUCCGGCCCCGCCCGGAGCUCCACAGGGACGGAGACAGACAGCUUCUCCCUCCCUGAGGAGUACUUCACCCCUGCCCCUUCCCCAGGGGAGCGGAGUUCAGGUUCAGGUAGCACCGUCUGGAUGGAUGGGGGAACCCCACCCACUGAUGACUCCCUGGUCCAGAUAGGAGAAGACACACUCCAAACGCUGAUGCCCGGCUUCCCAGCGCCUGCCUGCCCCAGACGGAUUUUCCUGGAUGCCAGUGUGAAAGACAUCUACUGCCCCAUGGUGCCCCACACCAUGUACUGCCUGCCCCUGUGGCCAGGCAUCCACAUGGUGCUCCUGACCAAGAGCCCCAGCGCGCCGCUGGCCCUGGCCCUGUACCAGCUGCUGGACGGCUUUUCCCUGCUGGAGAAGAGGCUGAAGGAGGGCCAGGAGGCCCGGAGCUCCCUGCGGUCCCUCCCGCUCGUCGGGGACCUGCGCCAGCGGAUGGACAAGUUUGUCAAGCAUCGCGGGAGACAGGAGCUUCAGAGCACCUGGCAGGAGUUCAAGACCAAGGCCUUCUCCAGAAGUGACCCUGCCUCAUCACAGGAGCUGCUCCAGCUGUGCGGGAAGAUAAAGCGGCAGCUUUGUGCCAUCUACCGUCUGAGCUUCCUGAGCACAGCUCCGAGCCACGGAGGCCCCCAGCUAGCCCAGCACCUGCAGGACCAGGUCCAGAUGCUCAUGCAAGAAAAGCUGAUGGACUGGAAGGACUUCCUGUUGGUGAAGAGCAGGAGGAACGUCACCAUGGUGUCCUACCUGGAGGACUUCCCGGGCCUGGUGCACUUCAUCUACGUGGACCGCACGACUGGCCAGAUGGUGGCCCCCUCUCUCAGCCACAGUGACAGGACCUCGUCAGAGCUGGGCAAGGGGCCCCUGGCUGCCUUUGUCAGAACCAAGGUCUGGUCUCUGAUCCGGCGGGCGCGCAGAUACCUGCAGAAGGGCUACACCACGCUGCUGUUCCGGGAGGGGGACUUCUUCUGCUCCUACUUCCUGUGGUUCCAGAACGAGAUGGGGCACAAACUCCAGCUAAUCGAGGUGCCUGUCCUGUCCGAUGACGCGGCGCCCGUGGGCAUGCUGGGAGGAGACUACUACAGGAAGCUCCUGCGCUACUACAGCAAGGACCACCCGGCCGAGGUCGUCAGGUGUCAUGAGCUGCUGGCCCUCCACCUGUCAGUCAUCCCCAUAGAUGUGCUGGUGCAGCAGGCGGGCGAGCUGGCCCAGCGCCUGUGGGAGUCCUCCCGGGUCCCCCUGCUCUAGGCCGUGGGCAGUGCACCUGGCUCUCCACCCCCAGCCCCACCUCAGACAUCCCUGCUACGAGCCUCCUGGCGGCAGCCACCUGAGGACGGACAGGCCCAGGCAGCUCCAGGAUUUAUUUUGUUUCUUUUGUUUUUCUUCUGUUCCCUUCUCCCCACCCCACCCCAGUAUUUCUUUUAAAAACCUCACCCAAAGCAGCCUCAGGCCAGGCAGUGACCAAACCCCCAGAAGCUUCUGUCUGCAGGAGGAGGGCGGCCAGGAGGUUCCGUUGUCUCUAAAACAGCAGUGGCUGCCAGGUCGGAGCUGCCUGCUGUAUCCCAGGAGACAGGUGUCUGAAGACCCUAUCCUCUGCCUUUGUCCGAGGCAGGAGAGCUCCUUGGGGAAGCCCUUCCCCCACCCCCAGAUGAAAGGUGCUCUCGGCUGGGGUCGAGUUCUAACCCUGCCACUUCCUCUCGGCAGCUCUGAGCAGGCCCCCCACCUGAGGGCCGACAGCACCCUGUCAGGGUAUCUGUAAGGGCUGCUGGGCACGAGAGGAGCCUCAAUAAAUGCUGGUCAUGGUUA